Suillus discolor is the source of this 543-nucleotide messenger RNA. RefSeq lists its product as uncharacterized. The coding region runs from base 1 to 543 and encodes 180 amino acids. NCBI's taxonomy places the organism in Eukaryota, Fungi, Basidiomycota, Agaricomycetes, Boletales, Suillaceae. The transcript has a single exon. The record is from RefSeq and is a predicted model, not a curated record.
AUGGAUCUGGAUGAUUCAUCCGGAAGGUGUUUCAAAUGCACUUGCACGCGUGGUUUUACUCAGGAAAGCGCCUACACCAGGCAUCAACGGUCAUGCGUGAAAGGCAAAAAACAUUUAUUCUCUGCUUUAUCAAAAGCAAAGGACUUCCUAGGAGCUGCAAAACAGCUCCAGCUGGAUGCCAAGAAUGCACCCGCUAGCAUGGUGUCUCCAAAUACGCAGCUCCACUCCCUGCAAACCUUGUCCGUCUCUUCUGACCUGGUCCACGAGCCAUCCAAUGAAGAGUUUUCCAGUAUUUAUCCAGCUCUGUCAGUAGUGCACCCCUCCCAAGAUGUGUCGCGUGCAGGUUCUUCUUUGCAAUGCAAUCUGCCCAUCCCAGUAUCCGAUGCCAAUCCUGGCACAGCGUCUGUGGAGAUAGAUGAAGGCUUAUCCCUAGCUCAGCGUAGAACCAAAUGUACUGGUGUUUGCAUGCCACAACGAUAUAGACAGUAUGAAGACAUACUCCCACAGCCUCCCCCGAGCGUUAUCAGCCAUGCUGCUCAAUAG